This is a messenger RNA of Chrysemys picta bellii (western painted turtle), 2395 nucleotides long. It is a transcript of the gene LCA5L, whose product is annotated as lebercilin LCA5 like. Lineage: Eukaryota; Metazoa; Chordata; Testudines; Emydidae. Gene Ontology annotation, cellular component: axoneme. Gene Ontology annotation, biological process: intraciliary transport. The record is from RefSeq and is a predicted model, not a curated record.
CCCCGUUCCCAUAGCGACAAAGAAAUGAAAACAGCUUCUCCCGCUAGGACAGCGGAGAGAGCCAGGUCAUGGAACCCAUUUACGAUGUCCUCUACUAGCAACACAAUGAUGGCCCUAGAUGACUGUUUCCUCCGUAUUAUAGUGCCAGAAGAUAGUAAGUCAGAAAGCUACACAAGAAGCAGAGGCAGUAAUGAAUCUCCUAGGACCAGUAAGAGCACCAGAAGCAGCAGUAGUAGCAGAAUUAAUGAUUAUAGUAGGUGCAGUAGAGAAUGUGAAAGUGAAAGUUCUCAUGUUAACUAUUCUGAUGAUUUUCUCACUGACUAUUCUGAAUCAGCUGGCAAUAGCAAUUAUUUAGAACUGUCAGGAACCAAAGAGAAGAAACUACAGAAGAAGAAAAAUAGGAAAAAUGGUCAGCCAAAAGGAGGCAAGAAGUUGCCACCUAAGAAGAUGCGAUUUCAGAAUAUUUCAUUUUUAAGUACUCAGAAUAAUAUGAUUUCCCAGAAAAAAGAUGCUACGGCUCAACGUAUAUUAUCUGCAAGACUUCACAAAAUUAAAGAGCUGAAAAAUGAACUGUCUGACCUCCAGCAUAAACUAGAAGCAUCAAACUUAGAAAACCAGCUUCUGAAACAGCUUCAGUAUCGGCACUUGAAAGCAAUAGGUAAAUAUGAAAAUGCGGAGAAUAACUUGCCUGAUCUUAUAGCAAAACAUUAUAGUGAGGUAAGAUCUCUAAGGGGACUCCUUAGGAAGUCUCAGGAACAGGAACGAAAUACAUCCAGGAAGCUUAGAGAAGUUGAAGCAGAGCUGUUAAAGACUAAAGAUGCCUUGCAAGUAUUGCAGAAACUUUCAGAAGACAUGAAUCUUGCAGAGAGAGGGGAACUUACACAUAGAUUAUCAAUCCUUACAGAAAAAAUGGAAGCCAAUGAUAAGAGAAUACAGGGCUUAGAAAAACAACUGAAGUUGAACAGUAGCAUCUUUAGUCGUCAAUUGGCAGCUGAGAAUAGAAAGACUGUAGCAGCUCGGACAAUCACAAAGAACUUGCAAAUGGAAAUUAAGUCUCUUCAACAAAAAAUUAAGGAAAAGGAACGAGAAGUUGGUAUAAAAAAUAUCUAUGCAAAUCGGAUGCUUAAAAGUCUACAGGACAAAGCUGACCCAGUACCUCGCAAAAAAGGUGUUAGUUUAAGCAAAUCAGUACAAGUAAAUAAGCAGAAUUUUAAAUCAGCACAGGUUUCACAUCAUGAAAAUCAAGGAACAGUCAAGAGUGCAGCUCUAUGCCUAGAGGAGAAAAAAACAACUGAAGACAGAAAUCGAAAAGUAGAACCCUAUGAAGAUACAAAACAUAAGAUAGAAAUUGAACCAACCACGAAACCAUCAAAGCAAGAAACUUUUAAUAGAACAUGUAGAGAAUUUUUAAGUGAUGAAAUACAGCUCACGGAAGAAAAAACUCACUUUGAAUUUAUGGAAAGAAAGAAGAAAAAGAGAGAAGUGCAAGAAAGGAAAGCUGACUUACUGAAAGAAGAACUGGAGAAACUGAUGAAAGCAGGACAAACUCGACCUACAAAUGAUGUCCCAAUAAGGAAGAAUAAUCAGGAAAAAGUUGUAGCAGAAGAGAAUAAAAAGGAGGAAAGAAAAAGUAAACAACCAAGUGACAAAGGAGCAGCGGAUGAUAAAAGUGUAACUCCAACUCAAAAUAACAGAACACCCACUAGACUAAAAAAACAGUAUACAUUCACAGAAGCCACUGAAAACUUGCAUCAGGGGCUUCCUGCAUCAGGUCCAGUGUCCAACACAGGCAGCCUCCGCAAAAACAGACAAACAGGUCGGCACCAGAGUGAGACAGCUGAAUUGAAGGCAAGAAAUUCAUUUGGCAUAUAUGAGCCAUCAUUUGGUAAAGUUACCAAAACAAGGCAGAAAGAUGCAGAGGAUGGAAGCUAUGUUCGUACAACACUAAUAGAGAGGAAAAACUCUCUUAUGGAAGAACUCUUUGGACCAAGCUAUGUCUUAAACAACCAUUCAACCCCUAACACAAAAGGGCUUGAUAAAGAACAAACAAUUGUGGACAAUGAAAGGUUACAUAAUUAUACAAGUGAGAUUUCAAACACUGAUACUGGUCUGCAAUGUGGAGAUUCUAAACUUACACUAGGAAAGUCUAAACUAACAACUUCAUCCUCAGACAUAAAAUAGUUUUAAUAUUCAAUUGAUGUACAAAGUUAAAUUGUUUAUCUUUAAUCUUAAAAUAUGCAAUAUGUUUAACAUUUGUUGAAAAGCAGUGUGUUGCCUACCAGUUUUGUUUUUUUGCCUUCAUUAUUUGUAAGAUUUCAUUUAAAUCUUAUUAGAAUGUUUACCUGAACCAUUCUUCAGCAAUAAAACUGAAAUGGAAUACUCAGUUACAGGAGAG